Knipowitschia caucasica is the source of this 723-nucleotide messenger RNA. The record is from the annotation of a GenBank genome assembly. Lineage: Eukaryota; Metazoa; Chordata; Actinopteri; Gobiiformes; Gobiidae.
AUGAAGACCUGCCUGGUGUUCUUAAGUAUAUGCAUGGCCCUCUGCUCAGCACGGGCUUCCCCUUUGAGCGGAAAGGCGCCUCUCCGGCUCCGGCUGGGGGGCCAAAGAGAAGAGAGUCCAGUUUGCCGCCUGGGACGACGUCAAUGUCUCGCCCACGGCCUCCUCCAGCUGGGACAGGGUCUGAAGGAGCACGUGGACAAGACCAGAGUCCAGGUCCGGGACAUCGGCGGCAAGAUCAAGGGCCUGAACCGGACCGUGGUGGAGCUGGGGAAGGAGAGCCAGAAGUUGCAGCAGGAAGGGGAGGCGCUGAAGGCCAGGGCCCGCGGGUUGGAGGAGCGAGAGGGUCGGAUCCUCAACGUGAGCGUGGAGCUGAGAGAGGAGGUGCAGCAGGAGCGGAGGAGGACGGCGGAGAGGGUGACCCGGCUGGAGCAGAAGGUGGAGGGGCUGGCGCAAGGCGAGAGGAACGGGGUGGACGCCAAGAGUACGCAGAUGAUGCUGGAAGCUCAAAACAAACGCAUUGACGAUCUGAUGGAGCGGAUACGGCUGCAGCAGGAGAAACUCGACAAGCAAAACGUUCGCAUUCGGACUCUGCAAACACAGAUUCAGCAGUCGAGACAGAGAGUAGAAGCCCCUCGCAACGACAAGAGAAGCGCCGUGAUGGAGCAGAGCGACUCCCCAUGGCCGGUGAGCACCAAAACUCUUCACCCAAGAGUCCGGGUUUAA